Molecule: messenger RNA, 748 nt
Organism: Rhipicephalus microplus (southern cattle tick)
Lineage: Eukaryota; Metazoa; Arthropoda; Arachnida; Ixodida; Ixodidae
Source: RefSeq, a predicted model, not a curated record
CGGCCCUACCUGUAGACGGUCGAGGUUGCGAGCAGCAUCAGCUGAAUCAAAAGAACCAGGCAGUGAGGCCGACAUGCAAGAUGUCCGAAUUUGGAUGAAAGCUAUUAACGACAAGCUGGAUAAGCUAGUACUGCUCAAAGAGACAGUUGAGAGCAUUGACGACGCGGUGCAAUACUUGAGUGAGAAAUACGACGAAACUCAAAAAACGGAACAAAACGAGCGUGACGUCAAGGACCUUAGGCGCAGAUUGGAAAAGAUUGAGAUGCGGGACCGAGAAGUAGCUGAAGUGCAGGCAGAAGUAGAUAAUCUUGAGUGGAGGAGCCGCAGACUCAACUUAGAAUUCCAUGGAAUACAGGAAACGGAAGAUGAAAACUUGCUAGAAGCGAUCAAUGCAAUGGCAAUUAAACACCAGUUCCCGCCACUCGCAGAAAGUGAUGUGGUCGCCAUUCAUCAGCUUCCGCCCAGAAAAAAUAAGACGCCGGUCGUUAUCUGUCAUUUUGCGAAGCAAGCGGACCGAGAUUUCUGGUCGAAAAACAGAAAGGAACUGAGCAGCCUAAAUGAGCACGUCUUCUUGACGGAAAACCUGACCAAAAGAGCGCGUGCGCUGUUGUUUGAGGCAAAGAACUGGGCUAAAGAAGCGAACUUCAAGUAUGCAUGGCACUCAAACGGGAAAGUUCUAGUGCGUAAAGCUGAUGGGGAGAAAGCCAUACGCAUGGCAAAUGCUCGUGAUCUAAACAAACUAAGCUAA